Messenger RNA from Lineus longissimus, 2716 nucleotides. Its product is annotated as foot protein 1 variant 1-like. The coding region runs from base 211 to 1875 and encodes 554 amino acids. The record is from RefSeq and is a predicted model, not a curated record. Lineage: Eukaryota; Metazoa; Nemertea; Pilidiophora; Heteronemertea; Lineidae. The transcript has 3 exons.
UGCAUUUUUCUCAUAUGUAGGACAUUCGUAUAGCGUCAUCAUAUCGAUUCUUAAAACAAACAAUUGAACUGCGCAUGUUAUGUUACAAGAUACGGUUAGUUGAUAUCAGGUAGGAUUCGCAGAUGGUGUAAUCACUCAAUUUGUCCCCCGAAGAAGCAACUUAUCCUUCAUUUUCUGGUUUAUAAGAGUUUGAUCGAACCGACCACCGCCAUGACGUGGGGUACUAACUCCGGCCAGAAGCAGCACGUCAACAAUGUCGCCUGUCAGGCAGCUGACUCGCAGAAUGAGUUCGGCAAGACGAAACCGAACCCGCCACAGGUUAAGAUAUUCGCUUCUACAAAGGCGUACGUCAGCGCAGUGCUGAUGCUUGUGUGUGGUCUCUUCAUCAUCGUUGCCAGCAUUGCUUGCUUCUGGAUAUCGUACGGGUUGCCAUACCACGGCCUCCCGCACUAUGUCCACAUGUGCCGCAUUUUUGGCGUGUGUGCUGGGGUCCUCUUCAGCAUCGCUGGUAUCUGCGCAUUGAUGGCCAACAGCAAGCCGAGCAAGCCAAGGCUCUUCUUUGCCGCCGUGUUCUCCCUCCUGGCCGCCAUCGUCGCCCUCCUGAUCAUCAUUGGUAUAUCUCUCUUUAUCUUCGAUGGUGUCAAGCACUACAGAGAGAUGAGGCGAGGUAGAGAUGACCCCAAGAGGUUUGGCGGCUUAAGGCAGCCUUAUCCAGAGCAUCAUAACCAUGGAGAUCACGACAAGGGGAAGAUGCGAUCAUAUUAUCCUUAUCCUACGCCAACACCGGCUGGGUGGGAUCGGCCAAAAAGUCGUCCUUACUAUUGGCAGACGAGACGCCCAUGGUAUCUAGGCACGAGACGCCCAUGGCUUCGUCGGCCAACACCACCACCUAACUACAUGAACCCGUGGGAUCGGACAACAAGACGUCCGUGGUGGCCUACCAAACGCCCUUGGUCGGAUUGGACAACCAGACGCCCUUGGUCGGAUUGGACAACCAGACGCCCUUGGUCGGAUUGGACAACCAGACGCCCUUGGUCGAAUUGGACAACCAGAAACCCAUGGCCACAACCAAAACCGUCUGGACGCCCUGAGCCGACCGGAUACCCUUGGUAUGAUUGGACAACUAGGAGUCCCAGGUACGACUGGACAACAAGACGCCCAUGGGAUGACUCGACAACACGACGCCCUCGGACCGACUGGACAACCAGACGCCCUUGGUCGGAUUGGACAACCAGACGCCCUUGGUAUUGGGCGACAACCAGAAACCCAUGGCCACAACCAAAACCAUCUGGACGCCCUGAGCCGACCGGAUACCCUUGGUAUGAUUGGACAACUAGGAGUCCCUGGUACGACUGGACAACAAGACGCCCAUGGGACGACUCAACAACGAAACGACGCCCAUGGUACGACUGGGCAACGACAAGACGCCCUUGGUACGACUGGACAACAAGACGCCCAUGGUACGACUGGACAACAAGACGCCCUUGGUACGACUGGACAACAAGACGCCCAUGGUACGACUGGACAACAAGACGCCCAUGGUACGACUGGACAACAAGACGCCCAUGGUACGACUGGACAACAAGACGCCCAUGGUACGACUGGACAACCAGACAGCCAUGGCCAGAACAACCAACUCCUGCGGGAUGGGGGCGGCAUGAGGGCGGCAUGGGCUGGAAACGGAUGCUGUUGUUCAUCGGUGGCAUUGCUGUGGUGAUCACGGUGUUGACUGAGUUGGUCAAUGCCGUCAUCCUCACCAUCUUUGGGUUCAGGUCUCUAAGGCCUCACAAGUACACCAGGCUGCGUGUUGCUGUGAUCGUUCCAUCUGAUAAGGAGAAUAUUUUGGCUGAUGUGGACGAUCUUCCUGUAGUUUAGGGUAAUCUGAAUGACUAUUAGGGACGAUUUGGGCAUGAGAUAUGUUGGUUUUUCCUACGAAAACAGCUUACAGCAGGACCGUCGCUCAUCCAAACAGGAUAAUUAAAAAAUCAGUAAAACUGUCAGAGUUAGUGCACUAAAACAGACCAAUGUAACGGUAGCCCAACUUCGAAUACACAAACCAUGUCCAAAGCCGCCUCGUAACACUUGCAAGAACCAAUACUAGAGAUCUGCAUUAGUGUGACAGUACAAUGUGGCUGCGCAUGGUGGUGAGCAAGGGUAUUAUCCUCCUGUAUCUCACGCCGAGUUGUUCCUUUUAGACCAUUAAAAUAAUUGUAUCAAAUCAUAAGUAACCAAGAGGAAAAUAUUGGUUACUGGUAUUUAGUAAAGCCUUGUAGAUUCAUAUUUCAGGUGCCGUGUAGAUUCAUAUUACUGUCGAACCUCUCUUAGCUGACACCUCUCUACUAAGGACACCUUAUAUUCAUUUGGUAAUUGCCAUAAACAAAUUACAUGUACAUGAUAAAAAUUUGAUAAGGACACUGGUUUUGGUCCCAAGCCUGUCAUUUUCCUUCAAAUUGACCACUGUAAUCAGGAUACCUCUCUAAUAAGGACAGUAUAUGUCAGUCCCAAGGGUGGCCUUGAUAGAGAGGUUCUACUGUAUAUUCAUUUCGUAAUUGCCAUAAACAAAUUACAUGUACAUGAUAAAAAUUUGAUAAUUGAAACUACAUGUAAUUACACAAAAAUAAUUUGAUAAUUGCGACACAAAAUACUUGAAGCCGUCGAACAAAUUUGUGAUGCCACGCAGUUGCCUUAAAAUAAAUUGUACUAUUAUCAUAAAGAA